CAGAACCCAUUGAAGGAAAAGUCUGGCUAUAUGCAGGCUAUGGGGAAAUGCAAAUAAGAAGACACACAUUUCUCAAAUAUGUCCAUAGUGUUUGGAACUACAGUUUUCAGUGGAAAAAAAAGCCAAAUGAUGGUUCCUUCGAACCAGAUUUCUUUCUGGAACCACAGUUCAACAAUCAGUCUUUUCAGUGUUCUUUUUCAAAAGACAACAUUUCUGUCAAAGGACGGACAAGAUGCACUCAGACAUCCCCACUUAACACCAAAGUGGAAAGGAGCAGGAUGUGGAACCAGUAUAACCGAUAUGUUUAUGCUAUGAUGAGUAUUAUGCCCCAUGCCUUGAAUGCUGCUUAUUCCUCCAUAUUCAAGAGGAGAAGGAAAGAGGGAGAAGAGAGGCUGGGGACUCGAAGGCUGAAGCCAUGGCAGUUCCAUUCAUUUCUGAAGAAGAAUGACUUUUGCAAUCUUUCCCACAUGAAAAUAUACUUGGACCAAAAUGGUGAUGUGGCAGCAGAUCUGGACAUCAUAAGCUUGAUAGUUCUCUCCAGGGAGGAUCCCAUUAAAGAGCAACUAGGGGUUUUUAUAAGACAGAGACUUACUAUCGAUCAAGAUGCUAUUUCACAACUAAAGUUGCUCAACAAGUCUCUGCCUCAGUCCAGAUGUGUGGAAAAUUGUCAUCCUGGAUUUUUCAAGCGGGCUCAAGAAGGAGAGCCAGGGCCCAAUUUCUUCCAUAAUGGGAGGGAUAAGAAAAAGAUCUUGAGGGAUGAGUUUAAAGUGAAUUCCUCUCCAGCAAAGUCCCGGCCAACAGUCUUUCAAGAGAUUUCACAAGAUCACACCUUUAUCAGGCUUGGAGAGCUGCCAGGCCGAUUUCUUCCAAACGUAAUUCUGUAG
Pantherophis guttatus is the source of this 884-nucleotide messenger RNA. NCBI's taxonomy places the organism in Eukaryota, Metazoa, Chordata, Lepidosauria, Squamata, Colubridae. The record is from RefSeq and is a predicted model, not a curated record.